This is a messenger RNA of Linderina pennispora, 1956 nucleotides long. RefSeq names its product AAA-domain-containing protein. Gene Ontology annotation, cellular component: cytoplasm. The transcript has 5 exons. Gene Ontology annotation, molecular function: ATP hydrolysis activity; ATP binding. Lineage: Eukaryota; Fungi; Kickxellomycota; Kickxellomycetes; Kickxellales; Kickxellaceae. The coding region runs from base 1 to 1956 and encodes 651 amino acids. The record is from RefSeq and is a predicted model, not a curated record.
AUGCAGGAGAGCGCGUAUGUUGCCGGCGAUAUAGUUCGGAUCCAGCUGGCCGAUUCGAAUGGAAAAGGCCCAGUUACAUAUGGAAUGGCGUGGCCGUCGUUUCUGGGCGAAGUUGACGAGGUUCAGCUGUCGAGCGUGGCCAUGAUAAACUGCCAAGCGCAAGUCGGAGCUCGGUUGCUGGUAGAAAAGAUUGGUGAUCAGCCAACGGAGGCAAAGACAGUGAGGGUUCAAUUCGCUACACCGAUGUCGUCAGAUGAGUUUACAAAGAUUUAUGCAAAGGAGGUGCUCGUUGACGUGGGGUGCAUUACGCCAGACCAGCUAGUUGAUAUCAUGGUCAAUGGACAGAAUCGCCGGAUUCGUAUUAUCGGCAUCGAAGCUGAGUCAGGCAGCAUGCUUUCAGCAGGCGAUCCGGCCAUUGUGUCGCGCGACAAAACUCGCGUCAUUGUAGUCAAAGAGUCUGAGAGCACCAACAGGGAAGCACAGUCCGUGACAUACGAUGCAAUUGGCGGGCUCGAUAAGGAGGUGGCUGAGGUGCGGCCAGUAGUUGAGACAUCGCUGCAGGAACCCGAGAUAUUUGCCGAGUACGGGCUGCAGCCACCCCGCGGGGUUCUUCUUUUUGGGCCGCCAGGCACAGGCAAAACGCUGAUCGCACGCGCAGUGGCCGGCGAGACACAGGCGUUUGUGCACGUCAUCAACGGCGCGGAGAUAACAAACAAGUACUACGGCGAGACCGAGGCGCGGCUACGUGAGAUCUUUGAUGAAGCGCGUAAACAGAGUCCCAGCAUUAUUUUCAUUGACGAAAUCGAUGCACUAUGUCCUAAGCGCGGCGACAGCGAGGGAGAGGCAAGCAAGCGGGUGGUGGCGACUUUGCUGACCUUGAUGGACGGUGUAUCGGAUCGUGUCAAUGAUCGGCUGGUGGUCAUUGGUGCAACAAACCGGCCAAAUGCCGUUGACUCGGCGCUGCGCAGACCAGGCCGAUUCGACCGCGAGAUCGAAGUGCCCAUUCCCAGUCCUGAAGCACGGCUGCAUAUUCUCCUCAAGAAGCUUGGCAAGACACCCAAUUCUCUGACAGAGGAGCAGGUGGAGUCUCUGGCGGCUAGCACACAUGGGUUCCAGCCAUCAAUUGCCAUCAAGCGACACACGUCUUCAGAUCCGGCAUCCACUACAGAAUCCCUUGAAGUUGCCAACGAUGAUGUUGUCGCUGCGUCACGGCUAAUCAAGCCCAGCACCAUGCGCGAGGUGACGCUAGAGAUCCCCAAUGUCAAGUGGAGCGAUAUUGGCGGACAGGAAGAGACAAAGCAGCUGCUGAAGGAGUCGGUGGAGUGGCCGCUGAAGCACCCAGAGGCAUUCCAGCGCAUGGGAAUCCGCCCGCCCAAGGGUACACUGACUGCCAAGGCACUGGCGACCGAGGCUGGUCUCAAUUUUAUUGCAGUCCGCGGACCCGAAUUGUUCAGCAAGUGGGUGUUCCGCAAGGCACGGGCUGCCGCGCCGUCGAUUGUUUUCUUUGAUGAAAUCGACGCACUGACAGUCAAGCGCGGAUCGUCAGGAGACGGCACGUCGGUUGCUGACCGCGUCUUGUCGCAACUAUUGACCGAGCUUGAUGGCAUCGAGCCACUGGUCAACGUCACUGUGGUAGCGGCAACCAACCGCCCAGACGUCAUCGACGCUGGCAUUUUGAGACCAGACCGCAUCGACCGACUUAUCUAUGUCGGUCCACCAGACCAGGCGACGCGAGCCGAGAUUCUGAAGCUGCAGUUCAAAAAGAUUGCCUGCGCAGAUGAUGUCAAUGCGGAGAUGGUCUCACUGUGCCAGGAGGCUGCCAUGGAGGCGAUGACAGAGAAUGUGGAUGCCGACUGUGUCGAGAUGAAGCACUUUGACAAGUGCCUGCGUGGAUUCAAGAAGCGCAUCACACCUGAAAUGCUCCGGUUCUACGCCGAUUUCAAGAAGAAGCAGUAG